This is a messenger RNA of Haemonchus placei, 390 nucleotides long. Lineage: Eukaryota; Metazoa; Nematoda; Chromadorea; Rhabditida; Trichostrongylidae. The record is from the annotation of a GenBank genome assembly.
AUGCUUGAAUCGUCGAAAAAUACGAAGCACAGUCUUGAAUCCGAUUUGCUGAUGACCUUUUAUUUGGGUUUAGAGGACCUUUUCGAACAAAAAGGAGAAGCGGGCCAUGCUGUGUCGGAUGAGAUACUGUCGUGUCUGCGGCAAGAGCGAGCAAAAUUGGAAAAUCCUGUACAGAAUGUGGUUACGGUAACAGCACAAGAGCCUGCCUACUUACAUUGCCGGAUACCACAACGAACAAAUCACAUGGUAGCAUGGACAAGAGCUUCCGAUCAGGCACUGCUUACUGCCGGUCACCAUUCAUUCACUUCCGAUCCACGAUUUCAAGUGUCAAAGAAAUCCGACACCGACUGGAUACUCAUAUUGAGGUCUGUUUUGUUGUUGUUUACGUGA